Fusarium poae is the source of this 384-nucleotide messenger RNA. RefSeq lists its product as uncharacterized. Lineage: Eukaryota; Fungi; Ascomycota; Sordariomycetes; Hypocreales; Nectriaceae. The record is from RefSeq and is a predicted model, not a curated record. The transcript has 2 exons. Bases 1 to 384 code for a protein of 127 amino acids.
AUGCGCUUCUUCGCUGCCGCCGCUCUCCUCCUCGCCAGUGUCGCCCUCGCAGCGCCUGCUCAAGAACAGACAAAAGACUGCUGCUGCUGCGAUAUUUCCCAACCCGCCUACGUCUGCGAAAAGGAUGUCAAGUCCGAAGAUUGCAUCUGCGCUGCUGUCAUGUGCCCCGUCAACGCUCCCACCUACUGGCCAGCUACCGCUACCGCUACCGCGACUCCUACAUCCACUCCCACAGCCACCGUUGUCAAGCGACAGGAAGACAAGAAGCCUGCUACGACGGCUCCUUCUCAGCCACCUUGCUGUUGCUGUAGCUUGGCUGACCAAGCCAUCGUCUGCGAGACCUUGGACCAUGAUAGCGUUGUAGUAAUUGUGCAAGUCGGCUAA